Molecule: messenger RNA, 4557 nt
Organism: Eufriesea mexicana
Lineage: Eukaryota; Metazoa; Arthropoda; Insecta; Hymenoptera; Apidae
Exons: 7
Source: RefSeq, a predicted model, not a curated record
AUGAAUACCAUAGUAGAGGGAAAAAUGAAAAUAUGGAUUGAAUUAAUACAAACAGAAAAAUUAAAUGAUGUAAUAGAAGAUAUUCAGGGAAAUAUACUCGAUAAAAAUGAUAAAAUUAACAAACAUAUUUUUAAAUUGUUGUUAUAUCUUUCACACACUGCAGAUAAAUGUAAUAAACAAAAUUAUGCCACAGGAAAAGAUAUCUAUAAAUUAACUUGUAUACUGUGUUCAAAUUUAACUAAUAUACCAGAUAAUAAUAAAUUUGUUUCUAGUUUAUUUCAUAUAAUUCGUUGUUUGUUAACAAUGUACAUGUUUAAUGAGGCAUAUAAUGUAUGUCUUCAUUUAAAAACAAAAACAUUAUAUUCUGAUCAUAUUAAUGAUAAUGUGAGUGAUAUAUUAGUAAAGAUAACUUAUUUAUGGUAUAAUGCAGUUAAUAAUGAAUUUCUCAUUAUACAAAAAGAUCCAUCAGGUUCCAAACAUUAUUUAAAAUUAGAAAAUAUCAUAAAAUAUGAAUUAGAAGUCAUACAGAUUGCAUAUAAAAAUCCUACAAAACAUUUACUUGCAAAAGUUAGUUCAUAUUUGGAUAAAAUUGCAUUGAUAAAUACAGGACCAAAUACAUAUUUCUCUGAUUUUUAUGCAUUUAUACUUGACUAUUUAGUCCACACAGAAAUAAUCUUAAAUAUCGAUGAAAAGUAUAUCAUAUGUCGUCAUAUACUUCAUAUAACAAGCAGAAUCAUAUAUGAGAACAUUAAUGAAAAGUGUUUAAAAAUAGCAAUAAAAGUUUUAAAUACUAUAAGUGAUAAUUUUAAAAAGAUUUUAAUUGAAGAUGAAGAAUGUUACAAGUGUUUCUUACUAUUUGAAUCUAUGUGUUCUAUAUUUGUGAAACCAGUUGAAUAUCUUGUAGAAAAUGAUGUUAAAAGGAUUCAAGAGUUAAUUGAUAGUUAUGUAAAACUUACAAAAAUAUAUGGAUACACAGGAUUUAUUAAAUGGACUACAUUUAGUAUUGUUCAGAUUUUAGAACCAUUGUUUAUAUAUUGGGAAACAUGUAUAAAAACUGAGAUGAAAAUAUAUUUAAAGAAUGAUUUGUUAUUGAAAACAAUGAACUUAGUUGGACAUUUAAGUGUAUGUUUUGUUAAACAGACAUCAGAUAAAUGUAAGUCUUGCCAAAAUGUGAAUUGUAUGAACAAAAAAGAUAUAUAUAAUGCAGUAGUGAUAACAACCAGAUAUAUCAAUUUAAUUAGCAAAUUUCCUACAAAUAAUCUAUCAAAAAAUAUGUAUGUACUCGUUAGAAAAUUUUUGGAGCAAAAUAUAGCAUACAUUUGUGAAAUGAAAGAAUAUGAAUGCAUAUGCUGGACACAUUUAUGGUCUACUUCUAGUGCCUUGAUUUAUAACUUAGGUAUAAUAUCUGACUGCUUUUAUGAAGAAAGUGUAUCUUUAUUUUCCUUAUUAUUUGCUUCCAUUAUACAACUUGAUGGUAUUGAAGCAAAGUCACAAUAUAUGAACCUUCAGAAUCCCAUUUGUCUCACAUUACAUAGAAUAAGUUCUCUUCAUUAUAAUCAUAACAUGUAUAGAGAAGCAAUGACUGCAACUGCAUUAAAUGCUUUAUUAAGCUAUAAUGAUUCCAAUUCAAAAGCAUUUCGCAUGUGGGCAAAUAUAAAACAUAAGUUUGUAGCUUGUAAGGAACUCAUGGAAAUGACUAUAUUAGCUUGUUUAAAGAAAGACAAAUUAAAAAUUGAGGAAUUAGGAUUAUCUAUUGAAUUGUCAAAAUAUGAUCUUCUUGAAAUAUGCUUAAGAGAGGCAAAAGGUUUACAAGAAGCAAAAGUUAAUCUCUCUGCCACUAUUCAUAAAAUUCUUAGUGAAAUGAAAGUAUUAAAUGCAACACCAGUACAACAUGCUCGUGUGGUCCAAAUGUUAGCAUAUCACUCGUUAAAUUUUGAUUAUGAUGAAGAUAUUUUAGAAUGUAUUAAGCAAGCAAUUUUGAACCUGAAACAAGUUAAGAUGAACAGCUCCAUUUUGUGUUUGCAAGCCAAUUUAGAAUUUUAUAUUUUUGUAACUCAAUUGCGCAUUGUAAAUAAAAAGACUCAGAUGGAAAUUGAAAAUAUAAAAUUCGCAUUAUACGCUCCAAAAGUAAAUGACACUGAAGAAAAUGAAUAUCAUGACGUAGUACCAGCUUAUACUAUGAUAAAUAUCAAAGAAGACUCUAGACUUAUGAUGUAUUUACAGAUAUCGAUAAAACAGUGGGAAAAAUGUUUAAAGCAAAAUCUUAAAGAAAUUGCAAAAGGAUACGAGUCAUCAAUAACAUUACACACGUUACUCAUAGCAGGUGAAUAUGCUCAUUUGUAUCGAUAUCAAGAAUGUGAAAUUAGUAUAUGGAAACUUGCAUAUGCAUUAGCAUCAGAACUGCAAGAUAAUUCUGCAAUCAUUUAUGUUAUAGGACGUUGCAUAUCAUUGAGGUAUAUUAAUUAUGAAUGGAUUGUCAUUGCUAAAGAGCUUGUUAUCAAAUCGAAAGAUACUCAUGAUGAAGAUUUAAUAUACACUAUUGCUAUUUUUUGGAUAAGUUUAUCAGACUUUUACUUUGAAUGUAAUAUGUACGAGGAAGCCAGAAAAUUGCUUGAUGAAUCCAGGAAACUACCAGGAAUUUCCUUUUUCAAUAAUAUAUCUGUAUAUUUGUACAGUCUUGAUAGAAUUUUGUGCAACUGUUAUUUGUAUAAAGAAACUAUCAAACAUGAAGAGUAUACACGAUACAUUGUUGAAACUUUAUAUACCCUAGUCAAUUUAAAUGAGGAACUUUCUGCACGAAAAUGGAAACCUCAAGACAAAUAUCUUUUUGGAUUUGAUAUACUAUUAUCUGCAACUGUUAAUUUAUCCCUGCGGAUGAAUAGUUUAUUAUCUUUUCGAGAAAUUAGUGCUCAUUUAGUACGUCGAUUAAAAACUGCACAAAUUUUAGGAGCAACUAUAAGAGUUGCAGAAAUUUUAAAAUCCCUUUGUUACAUUGAUUUAUCGCGUGCACAGUUAAGCGAUUGUGAAGUAAAACUUCAGGGAUUGGAGCAUAUAUUAAAUAUCGAAACAUUUAGAAUAUCUAUGAUGAGUAAUCCUACAAAAUCCAAUUCUGAAAAUUUGUUUGUAACACCAUCUCGAGCUGUAGAUCCUAUCAGGGAUGUUCCUGAAAAUAGUACAUCACCAGUACUUCGCAACAAAAUGUUCGAUUUACCUGAAUUUAUGUCUCAUAAAGAUUGCAAUUGUUAUGUCUGUCAAAAUGUAUCAUAUCAUUAUUUGGUACUCAUAAGUACACAUAUUAGAGCGCAAUUAUAUGCAUUACAAAAAAAUAUAGUACCAUCCUUACAACACUUUCAUGGUGCAUUUAAAAUAAAAGAAAAUUUAACAAAAACGAAAAAAUAUAUCCUAACAUGUAAUAAUCAAUAUCUUCCUUGGCAAGAACGUUUUUAUAGUAUAGAUUAUAUACUAUUAUUAAUGAAUUUUUCUUACUUUUUAAGAAGUUAUAUGAAUACAAAGCAAGAGAAAAUAAUAAGUAUCAUCUCAUUAAUUAUUCAAAUAUGUGACAUGUACAAAUUGAAAGGACAUCCAAUUUACAUGGCUGUUGAAGAAUUGAUGCUUGAUUAUCGUUUUGAAAAGAUAUUUAAUUCUUCUGAUCAUUGGAAAUUUACAAUUCCUGAUGCUUCUGAUAUUAAUAUAAGUAAAUAUGUCCAACAAUCAAAUAUUGAAGAAAGUAUUUGUGUAACACCAAUUACUAAUAAUAUUCGAGCAAAAAAACCUAUUACUCUCCGACGUAAUCGAACUCCUCCUCUCUUAAAAUUAACAAAAAUCAGUAUGAAUUUCAGUGAUGAUGAAGAAACUUCUUCAUCACCGCCUGGAUACAGGAGAACAAGAUCGCAUACUAGAUUAACGAGAAGAAAAAUCUUAGAUGAUGAAUACUCUGACACAGUUAAUAAAAUAAAGCAGGAAACAGAACAAUCCAAAAAUAGCUUAUCAUUGCAAGAGUUGAUCGAUGUGGAAUGCAUUUCAAAUGUUUCAAUAAAAGAUAUAAUUGAAAAAAUCGCAUUGUUAGCACCAGAUAUAUCUGAUCAUUUGUGUAAAAUAUUGGACAAUAUAGAUAAACCAGCUACGACCAAAAAUAUACAGAAAUUAAUUAACACGAUAAAAGACCUUAAAGUAAAUACAAUUUCGCAAAAAAAUAUUAGAAAAUCACGACAUUCGAAGCAAAUAACUUCGAAAGAUUAUAGCAAAAUUAAUCAAGUAAUUGCACUAUUUAAGGAUUUUGAUAUCAACGAAAAGAAGGAUAAUAUCGAUCCCAUAAACAAAAAAGAUGUGAUAUCUGAAUUUGAUAAAGAAUCUGUAUCUUCUAUAAAAAUAGAAACUUUAUCAUGCCAAAACCAAAAUAGAAUCAGUGAAGAAAAUAUAGAACAAUUAGAGAAAAAUAAUUUAGACAGUUCCAGGACAUGUACAAGUGAAAAUACUAGACUAAGAAUUACAAAAAAAUCUACGAAAAAUAGUGUUCUAAAUAAAGAAUCGCAUAAUGUAAAAGUUCGAAAAUCGAAA